AUGCCACCUCCUGUCGGCAGAUACGGCAUGGGCGCCGCCCCCUUCGCUCAUUUGCAACAGGCCCAUCUCCAGCAGCAGCAACAGCCCCAGCAUCAUCCCCAUGCCCAGUCGGCCAACACAGCUCUUCCGCCGCCCUCGCUUGGCGGCCAUCCCGGCUUCGCCGCCAGCACCAACACCAACAUGAACCCCUUCACGUUAUCCGGCACGGGGAUCGCGAAUGGCAUGUCGGUCGCUGCGUUUGGCGGCGACGGUGGAGGCACGGGCCUUGCCAGUCAUGCCGCGCAGAUGGGGUUCGCGAGAGGGGCACAGAUGCAGCAACAGCAGUUACAUCAGGCCCACGACGGCCGACUAGCCCUCGAGACCAAAGCCGGUGGCGUCAAAACGCGGAUACGAGACGUAUGGAAGCAUAAUCUGGCUCAGGAAAUGGCGAUCCUCAGACAACUGGUGGAGAAGUAUCCCUACAUCAGCAUGGACACCGAGUUUCCCGGCAUCGUCGCUCGUCCCAUUGGCGCCUUUACGAAUAAAGCGGACUACCACUACCAAACCCUUCGAUGUAACGUCGACCUGUUGAAGAUGAUCCAGCUGGGAAUCACCCUUUUCUCUUCCGAAGGAGAAGUUCCUCCCCCCAAUGCCACCGAUGCGAAUGGACAGCCGCUCGGAAACGGUCUGGUACCUGCGCCCUGCACCUGGCAGUUCAACUUCCGGUUUUCGUUGGAGGAUGACAUGUACGCCCAAGAAUCAACGGCGAUGUUGGCGAAGGCCGGUAUCGAUUUCGCCAUGCACGACAAGAAUGGAAUCGAUCCCUUUGAAUUUGGCGCCCUGUUGAUCAGCUCGGGCCUCGUCCUCCUCGAUGACGUCCACUGGGUUUCGUUCCACUCCGGCUACGAUUUCGGCUACUUGAUGAAGAUUAUGCUCUGCAAACCUCUCCCGGAGAACGAAGAGGAAUUUCACAGGCUUCUCAACAUCUUCUUCCCGUCAUUAUACGAUAUUAAAUACCUGAUGAAGCAUGCGGGUCGCAAUCAAGCCGUAAACGACUCGCCUCUGACACCAGCUGCUGCACAGAUCCUGGCUAACCUCGGACAGAAGUCGGGAUUGCAAGAUAUUGCGGACGAGCUGGGCGUCAAGCGUGUCGGGAUUGCUCAUCAGGCCGGGUCGGACUCGCUCGUCACGGGCGAGAUCUACUGGAAGAUGCGCCAGUUGGUCUUCAACGGAAACAUCGACGAAGCGAAAUACUCCGGUCAGAUCUGGGGGCUGAACGGCCAAAUGCCAGCGCUGCUGUAUUCUAUGCAGCCCCAUCAGACCCCCAAUCUCAACGGGGCUACCAUCUAUUCGGCCACUGGCACCCCCAGUACGCCCAAUGCUGUUCAUUCUGUCACGGGCAGCCACACACCCCAGCAUGCACUGACACCCGGUGCCACCGGCGGGGUGUUGGGACAGUUCCAGAUGGCAAAGUCAUAG
Molecule: messenger RNA, 1458 nt
Organism: Aspergillus terreus NIH2624
Lineage: Eukaryota; Fungi; Ascomycota; Eurotiomycetes; Eurotiales; Aspergillaceae
Product: CCR4-NOT core DEDD family RNase subunit POP2
Exons: 2
Coding region: 1-1458 (485 amino acids)
Cellular component (GO): CCR4-NOT complex; P-body; CCR4-NOT core complex
Molecular function (GO): poly(A)-specific ribonuclease activity; nucleic acid binding
Source: RefSeq, a predicted model, not a curated record